AUGGCAGAAAAUAGCUCUCAAAAUGAAGUAUCUAAAAUAGAGAAAUUACAAAGAAGUUUGACAAUGAGUUUGUAUUUUAUUGGUAUUUCCACUCUAUCCUGGUUUAUUUGUACUACUAAAAGAAGAAAAGAAUGGGCGGACAUUAUGCUUGAUUAUGUUCAUCAUAAAAGAUGUUCUUUUUUAUCUAAUUCAUGGGGAAAGUUUCAAAAAAGACUAAAAUCAUAA
Molecule: messenger RNA, 225 nt
Organism: Plasmodium relictum
Lineage: Eukaryota; Apicomplexa; Aconoidasida; Haemosporida; Plasmodiidae
Product: conserved Plasmodium protein, unknown function
Exons: 3
Coding region: 1-225 (74 amino acids)
Source: RefSeq, a predicted model, not a curated record